This is a messenger RNA of Lathyrus sativus (Indian pea), 756 nucleotides long. The record is from the annotation of a GenBank genome assembly. NCBI's taxonomy places the organism in Eukaryota, Viridiplantae, Streptophyta, Magnoliopsida, Fabales, Fabaceae.
AUGGCGUCUCUUUCACUUUCAUCUCCCAAUUUCGCCACCGCUUUCCUCGCCAAGAAACUUCCCCUUCGGGAAAUUACGCGGAAACCAAGAACAAAUUCUGAUGUUUCAUUUCGUACUAGAUGCGCGGUAGAUACGCCCUAUGGAGGUAAUGUUCCAAAAUUUCCCCGAGUCAGUGUUUGGGAUCCUUUCCGACGCCUUGGAGUAACCCGUGAUGCUUCUGAAGAAGAGAUUUGGGGGUCAAGAAAUUUUCUGUUGCAACAAUAUGCUGGACACGAGAGGAGUGUAGAAUCAAUAGAAGCUGCCUUUGAAAAAAUAUUGAUGGCUAGUUUUGUACAGAGAAGGAAAACAAAAAUUAAUUUGAAAAGCAAGUUGAAAAAGAAAGUAGAGGAGUCCCCACCAUGGUUUAAGAACGUGCUAAACAUUGUUGAAUUUCCACCAACUGAAAUUAUCCUCCGAAGAUUAUUUCUCUUUGCCUUCAUGGGUGGCUGGAGCAUCAUGAAUUCUGCUGAAACUGGACCUGCUUUUCAGGUGGCAAUCUCUUUGGCUGCUUGCAUAUACUUCCUUAACGAAAAGACGAAGAGUUUGGCUAGAGCGUUCAUCAUCGGGUUUGGAGCUCUUGUGGCUGGAUGGGUCUCUGGCUCGUUGCUGGUACCCAAUAUUCCAACAUUUUUGUUGCGCCCAACUUGGACCCUUGAACUCUUAACAUCUUUAGUAGUUUAUUUUUUCUUGUUUGUUGGUUGUACUUUUUUCAAGUAA